AUGGAUCUGCCUUACUACCACGGCCCUCUGACCAAGCAGGAAUGUGAAGCCUUGCUGUUCAAGGAGGAGGUGGACGGUAACUUUCUGAUAAGAGACAGUGAGUCCUUACCAGGAGUACUGUGCCUCUGUGUCUCGUUUAAACACCUUGUGUACGUGUACCGAAUCUUCAGCGUGCAACACGGAUACGAGAUACAGACUAAGGAAGGUCAUCCCAAACAGAUCUUCCCAAACCUCAGGGAGUUAAUCUCCAACUACAAAAAGCCAGAUCAAGGACUGGUGGUUCACCUUUCCAACCCAAUAGAGAGAACCAGCUGUCCAAGCUCCAGAAUGCAAUCAGAGCUGAACGACAUUUAUGAGAACAGUAACCAGGAGUAUGUGGACGUCUUGCCUUGAAGAUAAGAAGAGUGAAGAAAGCAAUCAGAGAUGGGGCUGAGUGUUUCCUGUCACCGCCUUGGCAGGUCUAAAUCUGGAACGCCAAAUUCUAGUGGACAAUGCACACCCUCCUGUCUGGGUGACAGGGUCUUCCACCCGGUGUCCUCAGAGAAGUCACUCCCCACAUCUCUGCCUCCAGGCAUACACCCAGAGAAGUCUGGAACCACUCCUUACCUCUCACUUGCUUCCUUGGAAAGGCAGCCAGAACCUGUCCCCUGACUUGUAAAAGGCACUACCACAGCACCAUGAUUGGCACCCUCUUUCUGGCAGGGCACCCUGAUGGCAGCGUCAUACAGAGGAAAGAGCACUUGGCAGUGAGUCCAGAGCUCCAGUCUCAUGGCUCUGUGACUUUGAACACAUCUCUCCUGUCCUGUGAGGCCCAGUUCCUUCCUCUGUAAAGCACAUGGUUAGGCAGGUGAUACUUACCGCUAGGUCCUUGGGGGCCCAGGCUGGUUGUCUAGGGAGGAGCAAGGGAACCCAGGCAUGGCAGAGGUAAGGUCUGAGUGCAGGGAUCAGGUCCACCUCCCAAAGC
Molecule: messenger RNA, 964 nt
Organism: Jaculus jaculus (lesser Egyptian jerboa)
Lineage: Eukaryota; Metazoa; Chordata; Mammalia; Rodentia; Dipodidae
Gene: Sh2d1b
Product: SH2 domain containing 1B
Exons: 4
Coding region: 1-393 (130 amino acids)
Source: RefSeq, a predicted model, not a curated record